Phaeoacremonium minimum UCRPA7 is the source of this 942-nucleotide messenger RNA. RefSeq names its product putative retinol dehydrogenase 13 protein. NCBI's taxonomy places the organism in Eukaryota, Fungi, Ascomycota, Sordariomycetes, Togniniales, Togniniaceae. The record is from RefSeq and is a predicted model, not a curated record. The transcript is spliced from 3 exons. The coding region runs from base 1 to 942 and encodes 313 amino acids.
AUGGAGGGGAUCGAGGUCGUUCGCCAAUUUGCAGAUCAGGUCCGGGGUCGAACAUUUCUUAUUACUGGACCUAGUGUGAAUGGCAUCGGAGCAGAGACUGCCAUCUCCCUUGCUCAUGGUGCACCGGCAAUUCUUAUCUUACUUGGCCGGUCACUUCAGAAAAUAGAGCCUGUGAUUAGCACAAUCCAGUCCAUCAACUCGUCGAUACGGGUAAAAUUCGUCGAGACAGACCUCGCGUCCCUGGCAAGCGUGCGAAAGGCAGCGCAGUCGAUCCUCGAUGACCCUGAAAUCGAGCACAUUGACGUCAUCAUCAACAAUGCCGCGAUCAUGUUCUGUCCAUAUGAGAAGACCGUCGACGGCUUCGAGCUACAAUUCGCCUCGGGUCAUCUCGGUCACUUCGUCUUGACCAACUAUCUGAUGCCAAAGAUCCUCGCCGCUGGCCCUGGUUCCCGCAUCGUAAACGUCUCCAGCAGCGGGAACAAACUCGGCAGUAUCAAUUGGGAGGACCCCAACUUCACCGUGGAAGGCUCCUACACACCGCUCAAAGGUUACGGCCAGGCAAAGACGGCCAACAUCCUGUUCUCUGUCGCCCUGAACAAGCGGCUAGCGGGAAAAGGCGUUCACUCCUACGCACUGCAUCCGGGGAGCGUAGCAACCGGUUUACAAAGGCAUUUGGACAAGGACAUCGCCGAUGCGGCGUCUGCCAUUGUCCUCGGCGAUUCAAGCGCCAGGACGCAGAGGAAGACGCUGCAGCAAGGCUGCUCCACCACCCUGAGGGCAGCACUUGACCCCGAUCUGCCACGCCAGGAGGGCGUCUUUCUUGCUGACUGCGAGCUGGUGACCGAGUCAUUCUGGCUUGCGCCAUGGAGCACGGAUCCCCAGAGUGCGGAGCGUCUGUGGAAGUUGAGUGAAGAUUUGGUAGGUGAAAAUUUCGAGUAUUGA